Molecule: messenger RNA, 1014 nt
Organism: Bipolaris victoriae FI3
Lineage: Eukaryota; Fungi; Ascomycota; Dothideomycetes; Pleosporales; Pleosporaceae
Exons: 2
Coding region: 1-1014 (337 amino acids)
Source: RefSeq, a predicted model, not a curated record
AUGCCGAACAACCAAGUCACAGCAAAGGACGUUGAUGUAGUCCAAGGCAGAAUAUUUUGGUUACCAGCAGAGGGGGACUUGCCAAGGCAGGCGGUGAAGAGAGCACGUGGCGCAGGCGUUGUCGAGGGCAUCUAUGGGCAUCCAGUUGUUGUGGUUUCGAGGCCUGCAGAAGAUAGCCACAUAGCUCAUUUCCAAGUUAUCUCCUCACGGCACCGAAGAACACUUGGCGACCUAUACAACAAGUCAAACGAAUUCCAUAUCACCCUACACACCUCAUAUCUACCGAUAGCGCCAUCGCCAGAUCAUUCACACGGAAGUCUGAGAAAGACUAUGAAGCGAUCUUCAACUCUGCAAUUAGCCAACGGCGCUCGACUGCAAUUGGAUUCACAUGUAAAUAUCCGAAACGUUUACAAAAUCGACUGGUCGCUCUUGAAAGAGUAUACAAAUCCAGAGACCCCGGACGUCAAACAAUUUUACUUCGAUCGUGAGUCGACAACACGGCUGUUGGCCAAAUCCGCCAUCCUCACCACAUACGAACCGGGUGCGCAGCAUCAAACACUUUCCUCGCAAACUCUGGAGAGCACAUGUUUGAGUUCUGAUGUUUCAGAUAUGAUGCCUGCGCUGCAAAGAUCGAUCUCGGAGCCCACAUGGGUAUUAGCAGAUGAUGUUCGAACAGUCAGUGGUCGAAGGUACUCAGAGUCGGACAUUUGUUCUGCAAAAUCAUUUAGAUACUCAGGGGCUUGCAACUCUUCGUCGAGCCUUCAAUCACGAGUCGAUGAGCAUGAAUUUCUAAGCAGUUCUAUGUCAGAAACCCAAAAAGAUACAGUGGGUGAAACGGCGACACAUGGUCCAUCGAUAUGGAACAUGAAGCACCCAUUGGAUUGCUUGUGGAGACACGUCACUGAUGGUUUUAAAAGCACUACCAUAACACGAAGCCAUCUCAAGAGACGCGAGAAGAGCCAGUUGUGGGUGAAUGCGAAGGGUGUAGUGGCAGUAAUAAUAGCUUCAAUAUAG